GCAAUUUCCUUUUUGGUAUGUCUCACUUGAUGUUCCUCAAACUGAAGUGACAAACUUCGCCCAGUUCCCUGCUAAGACAUCAUAGAUCAUGUCAAACAUGUUCAACUGCCACUUCUGCUGAUGGGUAAGUUUCAGUUGUAAACAAGUAUGGAGAGAAGACAGCGUGAGGAGACAGCAGAGGGCUUCACAACACACCAGCCAAAGUUAUCAGGAACCCUGGCACUGAGGAACUUCACCAUACCAAGGAAGAAACGGACCUCUGGAGAAGGUUUUAUAGUCCUUUUGGAGCAUUGUCUAGAGGAGAGCCAAGAUUACAGUCUCAUUCAGUCUAAACUGAGAGAUUCCAGGCUGGACAUGAGUAAGGACCGAGCAAACAUGUGGCUUUGGAAAGAUGUUCGUUUAGUGCACAAUGAGGAGCUUCUUAGAAGGUUCUCAGAAAAAAGGGCAGAGAUGCGCGCUAAAGGAAGACAUGGGAGAGAAAUGGAGGAAAGAUUCUGUUUUUUUGUUGCAUCGGAUCAAAUGACGGCACAGAUUUAUCAGCAUGGUCUACUGGUUGGCAGCACAGUCCAACAUGCCCUGGGAAAGCCAUCACAUGGAGUAUAUUUGUUUAAACAUGUAGAUGUUGCAUUGAAAUCAACUACCAAUAUAUUAAGCACUACAAAUCUGCUAAUUUUCAAGGUUCUGUAUGGAAAGGUGAAAAAAAUCGCACAGAGCUUGGACUUGAACAAAACGCAGGAUCCCACAGUUGGCUUUGACUGUCACAUGUUUAAGGAUGCAGUAUCCCAUAGAGACAGUCUCCAGCAGCAAGUACUGGGUUCCUCUGUUUUUCUGUUUGACUUUAAUGGGAACCAGGAACUCAGUGAAAGACCCAGGCAGUGUUUGCCCUUUGCUGUAGUUUCAUUUGUUUCUGCCAGCAGUUUCAUUUGGACUGGACCUACAAUCUCACCAGUAUCACCUACUAUUCUUCCUGUUGGCCCAGUGCAUGAAACAGUAGACCGUUUCAAGGCAUGUACUGUGGCUGAGAGAAGAGGCAAAGGAGACACUGCCACCAUUACAUUUAAACAUUUCAGCAUGCCAGGCUAUUUUGUACCGGAUUAUACACCUCAGAAUGUAGGAAUAGAGGCUCUGUUUCAAAAUAUGGAAAACACUCAGUCACUCAACCCAAAACAGCACUGGAUUCCUGCCAGUCAGGAUUCCACGCCAAAUGUGGAUCACACUGCUCUCUCUCAAAGCUUAGUGGCAAAGGAAGAAUUCCUAUGUAAUCAAAGACUAAAUACUUCAAGUGCAAAUGAAGGAUAUGAUGAUAAAUGUGACACAAUACCUCAAAGUCCAUCCACGUCCAAAAUUUCCACCAUAGUGUAUUCUUCACGCUUGGUUAAGGAUCCUCGUCUAUCUAGGCGAGAAACAAACCAACAUAUAAAUUGCUCAAAGGCAGAGACAACAUUUAGCACUUUAGGAUGUGAGGAAAGAAAAUGCAAACCAGUCCCUCAAAACCAGGAAGAAAAUUGUGGGUUUGCUAGAACUGUGUCUGUCCCAAAAGAGCCAUCAAAUAUGGACAUAAAGAAGGAUCAAAGAAAUAAGGGUUGUUGUCUACAAUCCUCAGUGAACAACUGUGGGUAUUCCUCAAAGCGAAAAACAGAAACAUUGCCCUCAAUGAAGUUAUUCAAAAUGAAAUUCCAGAAAUAUGCUGAAUACUUCAGACUGAAGGAGGAACAGAGGCGUCAAAAGAUCUGGUCACUAGAAAAUAUGUCACCAGAGCAAAAGCAAGCAUUAAUGGACCGCAUACAUUUCUAUGAGGUCUAUUUUCAGAAGUACAAGAAGGGGUUGCUAUCUCAAAAAGUCAAUGAGACACAGAAGGCAUCCAGUUUGUCUGAAAGAGAACCCAAAGGAAAUCUAAUUUUACACACAACAGAGAAUGCUUACAAACAGAAUCAGUCUAAUGUGAGCCAAACAAAAAUGUAUGAUGCUUCAACAGAUUUUGCUCACAGGGAGAAGUGCAUUAGAAACAUUGUCAACACAGACAUUCAUGAGACAAACCAUCCAGAUAAUCCAAAAUCUAGUUCUGUAAUGCUGGUAGAAAAAAAGCUGGAUCUUCUACCAGAGACUCAUCGGGACCAUGUGGACCAUUCUGAUGGUCUGGUUGAUUCUUCAGGAAAACUUUCAGAGCUAGCCUCUCACUCUCUCACAAACAAAAGAGUUGAUGCACAAAUUGUGCAAUUUGAUCCCAAGCAAUCCCAUGUGCCUGUAACUAGACACAACAUAGAAGGUAAGAUUAAUCCCAAGAUAGUAUGUCAAAGUGAGCUGUCCACAAGUGUGGUAGAGGACCCUGUGAAUGAAUCUACUCCAGUUGUUAACUUCGCUGAAGAAACUAGCCCCGAAUCUGCCCUUAUGUAUACAAACAACAUCACUUCUAUGGAAAUUGCAAGCUGUGUUGAAGUCUCUAGCUGUGGAGCAUCAGAGAACUGUAGUCUUAACUCUACAAUGGUAGUAACACGAGCGCUGAAUGGGCAAAAUCAAAAAAGGGGUACUACAUGUACUGAAGGCUUUGAAAUAUCUGCAGAGCUUAAAAUGGAAGACAACAUUACUUAUAGGGAAUUGUACACAAGACUUCAACUUGAUCAACUAUUGGCAAGCAAAAAUGGAAAGCAUAUUUUCUCUGUAAAAGCUUACCUCACACCCAGAGUUAUGGGUAGACCUACAAAUACCAUUGGCAAGCUAAAAAAAGACAGCAAAUAUCACUGCAAAGACAUUAGGUUUUGGGAAGAUCUCAUAGUCACUUUAAAAGACAACAAAACUCCUGCCCGUACGAAACAAACACUUUCUCUCUCUGAUCGCUUUUCAAAAAUCAAAGGCCUUCAGAAGAGGCUGACUGGCCUCAUGAAUGGAAGACAUUUCAGCAACAGCAAAGUAAUCCAAAAUCCAGAGACCCAAAUUGCCAGCAGUGAAGAAUACAAGAAAACUGGAGCCCAUAACUGUGAACUAAUACAACUAUUAGCACAAAGGUACAACAAUGCUAAAUUACAUGCUAAAUACAGAAGUUUGAGCAGACAAGGCAAUAAGAAGGCAUGUAUCCGAAAACAGCACUCAGCCCUUUCAAAAGUUAAUUCUCUGAGGAGGACAAAAUAUUUCAAGAAGAAACAUUUUUGGAAAGCAAAGAAUUGUAUGAUGUCAACUGAGAGUUCCCAUAAAUCAGUGUACAGUAAAGAAACAUCAGACUCUUCAAAUAGUUCUUCACAUGCUUCUGAAACAGUCUUAACAGAAAGUAAAGAUGAAGGACCUGACCCUCAUUUAGGAAUACUGUCUCACACACCUCAUGCGGACUGUGAAAGUCAACGGUUAUGCAUUCAGGGUUUUCAAGAGACUAAUAAUUAUAAAAGUCUACUCCAAGACCAUUGUUCUCCAACAAUAUCUCCUACUAACAAAGGUCUGACACCAAAACCUACAGAACCACAUUCACAAGAUUCAAUGGACACUAACAAGAAAAAACCAACAGAAGAUGCUAUUAAUUCAACUCCAGUAAUGGUAGAUGAAGUGAAACAAGUUAAGACAGCCAAGAACAGCUCAACUCAAAACAAAACCUUGAUAACACAUGCAAGUAUGUUGAAUGAUUCAAGGACAGACUAUAGGAGUACAAUCAUAGACAAAGAGAGCAUGUUACAGGAACUGACAUCAGAAACUAUAUCAGUGCCAGUAGGCAGGGCAGAGCAGAAAACAAUGAAAAAAUCAAUGGAGGACAAUGUGGAAGCUUCUGAGUGCUUGAAUUUACAGGAAUGUAAGGUAUCAGAAACACAUAGUGAUAUGACAAUAAGCAAUGCAAUCAGCAGUCACACAACUAAUCUUCAGAUAAACAUGACUCCUGAACUCAAAGUGAUGGAUACUGUCCCUGAUAAGACUGAGGUAGACAUUUGUUGUGACGUUGCAAUGGAUAAUAUAACAAUUAAUGAGACAAAUGCAAGUGUAGAAACAUAUCUAAACUUCCAGUGUUUAGACAAAGGAGAGAUGCUGGCAAAUAUCCCAAACAAGAGCCUAUCAGUGUCUGCUAACAAGUUUACUUAUAGCAGUGUUAGGAGUAGUAAUUCAGAGAUCACAAUGGCAAAAGGUCAAGGAAAAGCAUUGUUUGAGACAUCAUCAGAUUCAAUGCAUUGUGUUGUAGAGGCUUUCAAAUGUACAUCAAAUAAUGUUGUAGAUCUUACUACCGAUGAUCCAGUUUCAAGUGGCCAGUGUGAGAAUGCUUCAGAACUCACGAAAAGCAAUGAAACAAAUUUGUCUGGGAUUUCCAUUUCAAAUACCAAACAUGCAAGCACUGUCAUAAUAAAAGAAAACGGUCAUUUAUCCAGACCAGAACAAAACAAAAACUGUGAUAAAGACUCUCCAGAAACGCAGCUCAUUUCUAAACUAAGAGAUUAUUUGACCAAAUUUGAGUCCACUGUCAAGAAACAAGAAGCAGUGAAUGAAGAUCUGAAGGAGAGACCAGUGGCAUGGAUAACCCUAGACAGUACAGCACAUAAACAGCAGUUAGCAGAAAAACGCCAAUACAGCACAGUGAAUUUGCCCAGUUAUAUGCCUCAGAGGAGUGACACCAUUACAAAAGGCAAUUCCAGUGAAUACCCUGACACCUCUGCUCAAACUAGGUUGAUUCCUGGAAGUGAACAUGUUCAAACUGGAACCAAUGUUUACUUACUAGUGCCUGCUGGUUCCAAGAGGGAUAGACGAUCAUCUCAGACCAGAAGAACCAACAGGCUUGUAUCAAAGAAGGCAAGAAGUACCUCUUUAACAAGUGUCAGUCCUGACAGCACCAGUUCACUAGACACUGUCAAACAUAAAACUAGUCCUCUUGCUUUGGCCCAGGUGAACAACAGGAAUGACGCUCCCACUGAAAACUCCACCAAUACCCCCAAUGCACAAUUCCGGACACAAAGUAAAAAUACAACAAGGCAACAAAAUCCCAUCAUCUGCACCCAAGACUCAGUGAACAUAAAUAGUUUAUGUGAAAGGAAGAGUCAAUUGAAUCAAUCUUUGGACACAAUAGAAAGUAUUUAUAAUGGAAAUGUGAGCAGUACAUUUGCUGAGAGUGAGUAUAGUGUCAGUGACAUCUCAAACACCCUUAAAAUGGCUGAUCAAACAACCUCAUUAACCAAACUUGGAUCUCUGCAAUCUAAAUGCAAGAGCAUGCUGCAGCAUUUCAUCUCUAGUUUUGAACGAGAUCAGAAAGUUCCAUUCAACCAGUCUUUUGUUUCAAGGCAUCUUAUCUUGGAACAAUAUUUAGACCAUCCACCUGCACACGUAGACCUGAAGUACGAAGCGGUAAACUCUUUCUUGGAGUUGCAGAUGAUGAUGGAAACAUGGCAGUUUGUUGAAAACAAAAUAAAUUUUCUGAGUGGAAAACCUACCUUUAGGAGUUUGCUUUACUAUGAUUCUUCCCUUUAUGGUGAACUCUACAAGGGGGAGGUCGGCUUUCAGCAGCAGUCAUCAUUGUUUGCUUCUUUUCAAAAGGUCCUGGUGCAGGAGGGCUACAGUAAACUGCAGCAAUACUACAUUGCAGUAUCCUCUCUGCACCAACAGAUCAACGCGUCCCCUGGCACAUCUUACUACAUGUAUCUGAAAAGCAAACGUGAGCUGCUGGAGGCAGAAGCAGCGCUCAGAAAUUUGCAUGAUAUUAAAAGCUUCUUUUUGUCAGUACCAAUGGCUGCUAUGAUCAACUUUGGAGACAGUUUGGAAAGUCUGGAAAGGGUCCACAAAGUUAUAAUGGCUUUUGUGGAAACACCAUCGGAUCAGUUGCCAGGGACUUUUGAUGUAGGCAAAGCAGAGCAUCUGUCUAUAACAUGCAGAUAUCUCCAAGAAAAAGCUUUUUUUAUUAGGUCCUGCAAAGAAAUGGUCAGCAAAGUGUCAUGGUUUGGAAUAGAGCACCUUCUUUAUGAUGCCUCUAAGGUUCUUAUAUGGCAAGACAUGAAGCAUGGUGUGCCAAGUGAAGUUCUCAAGACGUAUAAGAGUUCAAACCCACAAAUUAUUUUUGGGGUAACAGAGUCUGGCGUCACUCUUGUUAAUAAAGUGGAGCAGCCUCCUCAAUCCAUGGGUGGAGAAGAGACCCCAGCUCAAAAACAAACCAAUGCUGCUCGGAAACGCAAAGGUUUACAGUUAUCGAUGUCCACUCAACCCACUGUUGCACAGAACUUGUUUGCCGAAAAGGAGGCAGCUUACAAAAUGGCUAAAAGGAGGGUAUCUUAUCCACCCAUAACACCAUGUAACAUAAAUAACAAUGGUGUGAAUCCACUGUUCAAAACUACUCCUCCAGCCCGCGUUGAGAACCCAACUCCUUACUACGCUCUUCCUCAAAAACCCAGUCCAGUUCAUUGGGGAAUGGUUGGCAGUAUUGCCGUAGACUGGAAUUCCCCAAACUUGGUGCCACCUUCAAAAUCUCAUGCACAGUCUGAAAUAAGGUCCCGUCUUCUGUCUAAAAAACAAGUGACUUUAUCACGCUCUGAUCAGAGGACAUCUUCAGCAGACAUACAAAGAGCCCAGUGGCCUUCCAUCUCAGCUCCUCAAGCAACUUUCCUUGAAGAUUCUGUAGUUACGUGUCCAAGAAUUGAGAGUGUGAAACAUCAACAAACUAGCACUUCACCACGUUGUCCCGUGCUCUCAAAAGAACAAGUUAACCAGUUCACUUUGGCCAUGACAAAGCCCUAUCCACAUUUUCCUUUAAAUACAUCUUCUGUUCCUCCUCCCCGUCUUUCACUCCAGAACACUAUGAUGCAUGUCCCUGUGCCCGGCACGAUUACAGCAAUUAGUUACCCUUACUUCCUUUUGAAUGGACAAACAUUCACCACAGGCUCCACUUCAGCCAUUGACCCUGAUGCUAGAUAUUAUCCUAAUGCCAUUUAGGACUAAUGUACUACAGCUAUGAUUAAAUAACAAAGCUAUAUGUUAUUUUGUGAGUUAAUUUAAGUUAUAGGGAAGUUGUUCAGUAAAUAACAUUUUAUGUCCUUACCUUUUUCUAGAAUUCCAUUCAUUCAUAUGUAAUUUUAAACAAAUAUACCAUAUAUAUAUCAAAUACAUACAGAAUUUACAUCUAAAACUGCCCAUGUAUAUACAUGUACAAAGAACUGAUGUGCAAUGUACUGUAUUGUAGUAUUUAUUGCAAAUCAAGAUUUCUUUUCUACCACAACUAAAUGUAAAUAAAGAAAGAAAUGUAUAAUUU
This is a messenger RNA of Myxocyprinus asiaticus (Chinese sucker), 7195 nucleotides long. RefSeq lists its product as uncharacterized. Gene Ontology annotation, biological process: male meiotic nuclear division; synaptonemal complex assembly; regulation of double-strand break repair via homologous recombination. The transcript has 9 exons. Bases 148 to 6879 code for a protein of 2243 amino acids. Lineage: Eukaryota; Metazoa; Chordata; Actinopteri; Cypriniformes; Catostomidae. Gene Ontology annotation, cellular component: nucleus. The record is from RefSeq and is a predicted model, not a curated record.